Molecule: messenger RNA, 6537 nt
Organism: Sinocyclocheilus grahami
Lineage: Eukaryota; Metazoa; Chordata; Actinopteri; Cypriniformes; Cyprinidae
Product: signal-induced proliferation-associated 1-like protein 2
Exons: 22
Coding region: 497-5686 (1729 amino acids)
Biological process (GO): regulation of small GTPase mediated signal transduction
Cellular component (GO): cytoplasm
Molecular function (GO): protein binding; GTPase activator activity
Source: RefSeq, a predicted model, not a curated record
GGAGGGUGAAGACACCAGCUGCUCUGAGAGCAUCAGUGUUUCUGUGUGGAAUAGGAUCAUUCACUGGCUCUGCAUUUUAAAGGAAUGAGACUGACGUUAUGGGAGUUUCUUUUACUCUGAAUGCUGAAGAUCGCUCUCCUCCAGCUGUCGUCCUAAAUUAGCUGAGCUCUGUGAAAAGAGAGCCGUUUCAACUGACCCCUUCUGCUCCUUGAAGCUCCAGCCGUCCGUGACACCCAAAUGCUGCCGGUCUUUCAUCAAACUGGUCACUCCUGGAGAAAAAUGGACUUGGAGUGAAGGGCGGCCCUUUAUGUGGGCUGACUCCCUCUAGGACGACUCUGAAACUAGUUGAGACUCAAAUGGGUGACCUAUGACAAUGUAACCAAUAAGGGGACUUGAGUUCUCGCUUUAGCAAGCAGCUGCAAGCAGGAUAUGAGCUUGAGCCGUGGGUAUCGGCGAUAAAACGAACCUUUCGUUGCUUGAGGCCUCCUCUAACAUCAUGCAGUCAUCUGAGGAAUUGUUUAACAGGAAGCUGAAAGCGUUGAAUGGGAGUAUGGGACAUCCAGCGGGCAACAUGCAGGGCAAGCUGGACGGGGGUGGCAAGACGAACGGAACACCUGCUAUGCCUAAAAUGGGGGUGCGGGCCAGGGUGACGGACUGGCCCCCAAAAAAGGAGGGUUGGGGACCCAACUACGAGACCGUCAUCAUGGCCUUUCAGAACGGACAGCCAGACCAAAGUGUGGAGAUCACGGAUUUGGGCGAAGCUCCUUUGGAGCCUGAUUAUUCGGAUACAAAAUAUUCCUUGAGUGACCUUUUGAGUCGAUCCCCUUUGAAGGGAAUUCAUCCCAUUCGCCAACGGAGUAACAGUGACGUGACCAUCAGCGACAUUGAUGCGGAGGACAUAAUGGACCAGAAUGCUGUUAACCCCAACACCGGCGCCUCGUUGCAUCGGGAGUACGGCAGCACGUCUUCGAUUGACCGCCAGGGUCUUGGGAACGAUGGGUUCUUUACUAUGUUGCGAGGAUAUCGGAUUGACAACUUGGACCAUCGCAGCGCUCCGCCUGCCGGGUUCCCAGAGCUCCUUUGCUACGACACAACCCUCUCCCCAAGCUUGCAGACCGCUGCACAAAUAGCCCGCGGCGAGAUCAUCCACGUCUCCGGCUACGACUACGUGGACAGCUCCCUCCUCUACAGCCGAGAAAGAGAGAAGUCCUUCAUGCAUCAUCUCAAGUCGGAAUCAUCUGAAACAUCGCUGUUCAAAAAACUGAGGACUAUUAAGAGCGAGAAUGACGGUCUGCGUCUCUCCACCGAGCAAGACGACCGCCGGCCGCUCAGCUUCCAGAAGUGCUUCGCUCACUAUGACGUCCAGAGCGUCCUCUUUAACAUCAGUGAAGCGGUGGCCAAUCGCGUAACCCUCAGCCAGAGGAAGAACACCACCACUGGAGCUUCUGCUGCAUCCCAAUACCAAGUCCCAGGAAGUGGACAAGUGGCUGGGAAUACAACUGGACCUGCAUCCAUGUUCGAAUCGCCGCUCGGAAGUCGGGAAGACCUCAAUCCCAAGGAGAACCUGGAUGCGGAUGAGGGGGAUGGGAAGAGCAAUGGAUUGGUGCUGAGUUGCAUGCAUUUUCGCAAUGAGAUUGGUGGAGAAGGGGAGAGGAGGAUAUCUCUAUCCAGGGCCAACAACGCCACCUACAGCGCUGGAGGAGAAAACUGCUCGUUUGAGUCCUCCUUGAGCUCCCACUGUACUAAUGCUGGCGUGUCUGUACUGGAGGUGCCACGAGAAAGCCAGCCAAUCCACCGUGAAAAGGUCAAGCGGUACAUCAUCGAGCACAUCGACCUCGGAGCAUAUUAUUACCACAAAUACUUCUAUGGGAGAGAGCACCAGAACUACUUCGGCGUGGAUGAGAACUUGGGUCCGGUGGCCAUCAGCGUACGGAGAGAAAAGCUGGAUGACGGGAAAGACAAGGAGGCAGCGCAGUAUAACUACCGCAUUACCUUCAGGACGAGUCAGUUAACUACCCUGCGCGGGGCGAUUCUGGAGGACGCUGUGCCCUCCACGGCGAGGCACGGGACGGCCCGCGGUCUCCCGCUGAAGGAGGUGCUGGAGUACGUGGUUCCUGAGCUGAACAUCCAGUGCCUUCGACUGGCCAUCAGCUCACCCAGAGUCCCGGAGCAGCUCCUCAAACUGGACGAGCAGGGGUGUAGACCUUGCGUGGGAUCCCAUCUGAGUCAGUCGAACUCCAGUGCGUGUAGUCAUGCACGUUACAGCGAAGCAGGGAAGUCCGGUGGCAGUAAAAUUACACGCUUCACCUUUGUGGAGAUGAACGGGGGUCUCAAUCGCUGCCUCUGGGGAAGCAGUGUUGCGGUAUCCAGAUCCAAAGACGUGCCUCCGUUCGGCCCUCCCAUUCCUAAAGGAGUGACCUUUCCCAAGUCGGCCGUCUUCAGGGACUUCCUACUGGCCAAGGUGAUCAACGGGGAAAACUCUGCGCACAAAUCGGAGAAGUUCCGUGCCAUGGCGACCCGUACGCGGCAGGAGUACCUCAAGGACCUUGCAGAGAACUUUGUGAGCACGACGACGGUGGACACGGCGGUGAAGUUCAGCUUCAUCACGCUGGGGGCCAAGAAGAAGGAGCGGGUGAAGCCGCGGAAGGACGCCCAUCUCCAGAGCGUGGGCGCCGUCACGUGGAGCGUGGUGGCACGGGAUUUCGGCCAAUCUACAGACUUGGAGUGCCUGCUGGGGAUUUCCAACGAGUUCAUCAUGCUGAUCGAGGAGGCGUCCAAGAACGUGAUUUUUAACUGCUCCUGUCGGGACGUCAUCGGCUGGUCGUCUAGCGUCAUGAGCAUCAAGAUCUUCUACGAACGAGGGGAGUGCGUGAUGUUUUCCGCGCAUGACAACUGUGGAGAAGACAUUCGAGAGAUCGUGCAAAGACUUGAGAUGGUGACGCGCGGCUGUGAGACCACAGAGAUGACCUUGCGCAGGAACGGUCUCGGUCAGCUCGGCUUCCACGUUAACUUCGAGGGCAUCGUGGCUGACGUGGAGCCGUUCGGAUACGCCUGGAAGGCCGGUUUGCGUCAGGGCAGCCGGCUGGUGGAGAUCUGUAAGGUGGCGGUGGCCACGCUGACCCACGAGCAGAUGAUCGACCUGCUGCGCACCUCCAUCUCCGUCAAGGUGGUCAUUAUCCAGCCGUAUGAGGACGGAGCUCCCAGAAGGUGUCAGUCUCCUGUGCUCCACGAGCGCUCGGCUGAAGCCCAGGGCAUGCUGGGAGACGGGGAGAUACCGCGGGAGAGAGAGCCGACUCUGGAGAGGACACGCUCUGCAGAGGCGAAGUGGCACGUCCCUUCCACCAAGAUCCUCAACUCCUUGAAGGAAAGAGGCAAGGAUGCACCAAACAAGUUGACGCGGGGCGGCGAUAAGAACUCCAGCCACUCCAGCAGUAACACUCUGUCCAGCAACGGCUCCAGUAGUAACAGUGAUGAGAAGCACUUUGGCUCCGGGGACCUGAUGGAUCCAGAGAUGCUGGGUCUCACCUACAUUAAAGGAGCCUCCACAGACAGCGGCAUUGACACCGCGCCCUGUAGCAUGACCCCGGGGGUCACCGGUGUGUCUGUUUCCCGCGUCAUGCUCCAGGGCCCUGGGGCAUCUGAUCCGGGACACCCGUGGACACCGGAGCUGACAGAAGAAGGGUCCACGGAGGAGGACCAUGGCAGGUUGUACCUUCCGCAGAGCUACGCCGCGGCUCUGGCGGCCGGACAUGCGCCCGUGGACGGGAGUAUGGGAGACCUGAGCGAGAACUCAUCUCAUUCUAGUGUGAGCCAGGCUUUAGGUGGCGAUAAGAACUCCAGCCACUCCAGCAGUAACACUCUGUCCAGCAACGGCUCCAGUAGUAACAGUGAUGAGAAGCACUUUGGCUCCGGGGACCUGAUGGAUCCAGAGAUGCUGGGUCUCACCUACAUUAAAGGAGCCUCCACAGACAGCGGCAUUGACACCGCGCCCUGUAGCAUGACCCCGGGGGUCACCGGUGUGUCUGUUUCCCGCGUCAUGCUCCAGGGCCCUGGGGCAUCUGAUCCGGGACACCCGUGGACACCGGAGCUGACAGAAGAAGGGUCCACGGAGGAGGACCAUGGCAGGUUGUACCUUCCGCAGAGCUACGCCGCGGCUCUGGCCGCCGGACAUGCGCCCGUGGACGGGAGUAUGGGAGACCUGAGCGAGAACUCAUCUCAUUCUAGUGUGAGCCAGGCUUUAGGUGGCGAUAAGAACUCCAGCCACUCCAGCAGUAACACUCUGUCCAGCAACGGCUCCAGUAGUAACAGUGAUGAGAAGCACUUUGGCUCCGGGGACCUGAUGGAUCCAGAGAUGCUGGGUCUCACCUACAUUAAAGGAGCCUCCACAGACAGCGGCAUUGACACCGCGCCCUGUAGCAUGACCCCGGGGGUCACCGGUGUGUCUGUUUCCCGCGUCAUGCUCCAGGGCCCUGGGGCAUCUGAUCCGGGACACCCGUGGACACCGGAGCUGACAGAAGAAGGGUCCACGGAGGAGGACCAUGGCAGGUUGUACCUUCCGCAGAGCUACGCCGCGGCUCUGGCCGCCGGACAUGCGCCCGUGGACGGGAGUAUGGGAGACCUGAGCGAGAACUCAUCUCAUUCUAGUGGCUCCCACCACUCCGGCAGCCCCUUACCCCACAGCUUCAAGCACAUGUCCUCUCCAGAACCUUCCAGAACCCAGGCAGUCCCCCACAGUAGCCAGGAGCCAGGGCCCAGCACUGAUGUGCACACACAAAGCCGUAGGAGAUCAGAUGACAAACCGAUUCCGGACGAGCCCCCGAUUCAGUCCGAGUGUGGGCAGCUGUACGCCGCAGAGCCGUCCUGUGGGCUGCAGGACAGAGGACGGGACAAGCUGAAGGACGGAGGUCUGCAGCCCAACAUGUCUAAAGAGGAGUACAUGAAGAUGAAGCUGCCUGAAAGCCCUCCUGGAGAGAGUGGCCACAGGAAGGCAUCUGCGACGGGCAGCCUGUCCCCGCGGCGGUCGCUGUACCGGACUCUCUCGGACGAGAGCGUGUGCAGUAACAGGAAGGGCUCGUCCUAUGCCAGCUCACGGAGCUCAAUGCUGGAUCAAGCCCUGCCCAACGACAUCCUGUUCAGCAGCACUCCACCCUACCACUGCACCCUACCGCCCCGCAUCAGCCUCAACCAGCCCGCAUCCAACCUCAAGAAUGAGUUCUGGUUCUCUGACGGCUCGCUGGCCGACCGCUUGAAGUUCAGCGACCCGGGUCUCAUGCCUCUGCCAGACACCGCCACGGGCCUGGACUGGUCUCACCUCGUCGACGCCGCCAGAGCCUUUGAAGACCAGCGCGUGGCCUCGUUCUGCACCAUGACGGACAUGCAGAGAGCCGAAGCGCUGCAGAUCUCGCGUGAGCUCACCAGACGCGUGGCAGCUGCUGAAGGAGCCGCACUGGAGGCCGGUGAUACGUCUCCAGCCACGCUGACGGGUAAAGUCAAUCAGCUGGAGGUCAUCCUGAGACAGCUGCAGUAUGACUUGAAGAAGGAAAAGGAAGACAAGGCGAUCCUGCAGGUGGAGGUGCAGCACCUGCGGCAGGACAACAUGCGUCUGCAGGAGGAGAGCCAGACGGCUGCCGCACAGCUCAGGAAGUUCACCCAGUGGUUCUUUCACACCAUCGACAAGAAGCCUUGAUGGAGACCACUGAAGACUUUCAGGACUGCACGCCAUUGACCUACACUAGCAAAGCCCGAUUCCUACUGCAGUUCAAUCAGAUGCAGAAUGUAAGUAUAUUCUGGACUGAAGAAGAGUGUAGAUGAGCAGCGAAGACACACGGAGGCAGGUUUAGCACGGAGAAUGUACUCAAUUAGCAACUAAACGAUGUUUCUGGAGGUGGAUCAUGAAUGUAACACAUCAAGACUUGGCGAGACGUUAUUGAAAGGCGCAAUCAAACGUUGAAGUUCAGCGGGUCAACGGUACCUUUUGAAUCUUUUCUGUCCACAAUCAUCAAAUUCUGGCAAUAAGAGUCAUGGAUUUGCCAAGCAAACACAAUGUGAAUAGUUCGUGAAGCUGUAAAUGUUGAGAUUGUGCCUCAGAGAAAAGCCGAAAUGAAGCAGGUGUGUGCAUAACGUGGCUUUCCGCUCCUGCCUCGUCUCGAAUCCACAGUCACAUGCCAAAACUCUGUGUCCAUGUCUGUACAGAACCUCCAAUCAAGUGUCUUGUAUUUAACACUGUUAUUUAAGCUUCUUUCACCUAAAUUAGUUUAUUUUAUUCAAAUGAGCGGCUUCUGGAGGAACGGCUGUGAGAAGGCCAUACUGUGACUGUUUUGCCAGGACUGUGUCCAAUACAUAGAUAUAUUGAGGAUUUGUCUUUUUUUCCCCUCAUUCCAACAUUUGGAUGCUGCUAGAUAACAUUUUGUUGGUUUCUAUGCUUUUACAAAUGUGUGUCUCUGUAAAUUUCAUGUAAAAUGGGACUUUGGUUGCUUUUUUUUUUUUUAAUAAAUGUAGUAUGUAAAAUAAAUCUGAUGCGUCAUCUUAAUAUUUCAG